Messenger RNA from Schistosoma curassoni, 2022 nucleotides. Lineage: Eukaryota; Metazoa; Platyhelminthes; Trematoda; Strigeidida; Schistosomatidae. The record is from the annotation of a GenBank genome assembly.
GACUGAAUGCGUGAAUUCGGUUGUGAAUAAUUUGGUUUCGCGAGUAGGAAAUUUCCUAUUAGCUGACUAAUAAUCUACUUUACAGACACUGAUCAGUUGGUUGAAGACAUCUAGACCUCGACACAAUAAAUUGGAAAUAUAAUUUGUCUAAAAAAAAUAAGGCAAUUAAAGUAAAAAUCAGGAUACCAACCUCGAUUUAUUUACAAUAUUUUGGGAAUAAUGUAUGACAGUGACGGUCUAUAGAUCAGCUGAAAAUUUAAGGCUACAGGAAUAGCAGAAACGCAUAACUCAAUUGUUUGUAAUUACACAUAGAAAACUGUGAGUUCUUAUGGCUUGAAGAAUAGUUUUCCUAGUUUUUCUCUAUCGUUUAUUUUCCUCAUUAUAUUUUUAGUUGUUUAGAUAUAUAGUCUCACUGUAGAUUGAUUAUUUCACUAAUACUAUCUAAAUUUGUGAGAUAAAAAAUGACCCUUGGCUUUUAAAAAGGUUUGCUAAAGCUCAGCUUCAUUGAUUAUGAAAAGGCAUUCAACAGUGUAGAUAGGAGGACAUUAUGGAAACUUCUUCGACACUACGGAGUUCCUGAGAAGAUUGUCAAUAUUAUCCGGAACUCAUACGACGGACUACAGUGCAAAGUAGUGCAUGGAGGACAGCUGACAGAUGCAUUCCAAGUAAGGACCGGAGUCAGACAAGGCUGUUUACUCUCUCCCUUCCUCUUUCUUCUGGUGGUCGACUGGAUUAUGAAGAUCUCAACAUCUGAAGGAAAACACGGAAUACAAUGGACAGCUCAGAACCAAUUAGACGAUUUGGACUUCGCAGAUGACCUAGCCCUCCUAUCACGUACACACGAACAGAUGCAGAUGAAGACAGCCAGUGUAGCAGCAGUCUCUGUAUCAGUAGGCCUCAGCAUACACAAAGGGAAAACUAAGGUCCUCAAAUUCAAAGCGGAGAACAGCAAUCCAAUCACACUUGAUGGCGAAACUCUGGAAGAUGUAGAAUCCUUCACAUACCUGGGAAGCAUCAUCGAUGAACAAGGAGGAUCCGAUGCAGACGUAAAGGCGAGGAUCGGCAAAGCAAGGGUCGCAUUCCUACAAUUGAAGAACAUAUGGAACUCAAAACAACUCUCAACCAAUAUCAAAGUGAGAAUCUUCAAUACGAACGUCAAGGCAGUUCUACUGUAUGGAGCUGAAACUUGGAGAACUACAACAACCACAAUCAAGAAAGUACAAGUAUUUAUAAAUAGCUGUCUUCGCAAGAUACUCAACAUCCAUUGGCCGGAUACCAUCAGCAACAGCCUUCUGUGGGAGAGAACAAACCAACUUCCAGCUGAAGAAGAAAUUAGGAAAAGACGAUGUAAAUGGAUAGGACAUACAUUACGCAAAUCGUCAAACUGCAUCACGAGGCAAGCCCUAACUUGGAAUCCUGAAGGGAAGCGGGAAAGAGGAAGGCCAAAGAACACAUUACGUCGGAUAAUAGAAGCAGAUAUGAAAAGGAUGAAUUACAACUGGGCGGAGCUCGAAAGGAUUGCCCGGGACAGGGUUGGAUGGAGAAUGCUGGUGAGCGGCCUAUGCUCCUUCACGAGGAGUAACAGGCGUAAGUAAGUAAGUAAAGCUCAGUGAUGAUCUUCAAUCUGCCUUGUAGUUUUAUUAUUUCCAAAUAUUAUUCACAUUAAGAGCAGCGCUUAAAUAAAGUGAUGAUUGAUUCGAAUAGUAUUGAAUAAUAAUAAAAGAGUGAAUAGUUGAUAAGAACAAGAGUAAAAAACCAAUGAUUCACAUCGAAUUCAUUGCUAUAUCUGCUGUCUGAAGAAGUCUUAUAUUUUAAUAGAAGUUAGGUUGUUAGGUAGUUUCAAAGUGCUCCUCAGAAAACUCAGUAGGGUCCCAGAAAACUCUUGGAAAUAUUUUAUGCAAUUAGGAUUGAAUGGACGUUUCUUCGUAACAUCUAGUAGGGUGACAUCACGGGUUACAUUUUUAAUUGGAUAAUUACCUUUUUACUCGUAUAUUUAUUAUACUUGUAGAACUUUCUGGACGA